AUGGCUGAUGGUGUUUUCAUCUGGGUCAAGCUGGUUUUGCGGGAGCUAGAACUAGAACUUGAUUCCGAGGUCUCCCUGGACGCCCUCUAUCAAGUUCUUGAUACUUUUCCGAAAAAGCUGGAAACCUUUUACGACAGGAUUCUACGCAAGGUCGAGAGACCAGAAGCUUGGGCCGUGUUGGAUGUCCUUGUUGAGACAGCAAAAUGGAGCUUUCCGAGCCUUUUCACCAUUUAUCACCAUUCUCUAUUACGGGGUUUAACAUCAAAUGUUGAUGAUGAUCAAGCAACUUCUGAUGACACACCAUGGCGGGAAGACCUGACACCAGAAUCACAGGCUCUUGUCGACAAUUUCCGAAAGCGGGUCCCCUUACUUUUCCGUGGCAUGGUAGAUGUGAUUCCUGGGGGCCGCUUCCACGAAAACACAGCAUCGGACUGUUUGGCAUUCUCUCAUCGAUCAAUAUACGAAUACCUAAACACUCGUCCGUGCCAGAAAUCCCUCCGGUCUCACGCUGACACUCAAAUAAUGGUAACCAAGUGUUUAAUUAAACAACUCAAUCGUUACCGGGUUUCAAGCUUUGGUUUUGGGCUUGUUAGACGAAGCGCUGCUUCAUCGUCAAACUAA
Fusarium fujikuroi IMI 58289 is the source of this 621-nucleotide messenger RNA. RefSeq lists its product as uncharacterized. The coding region runs from base 1 to 621 and encodes 206 amino acids. The record is from RefSeq and is a predicted model, not a curated record. NCBI's taxonomy places the organism in Eukaryota, Fungi, Ascomycota, Sordariomycetes, Hypocreales, Nectriaceae. The transcript is spliced from 2 exons.